Molecule: messenger RNA, 1716 nt
Organism: Prunus avium (sweet cherry)
Lineage: Eukaryota; Viridiplantae; Streptophyta; Magnoliopsida; Rosales; Rosaceae
Gene: ACR9
Product: ACT domain-containing protein
Source: RefSeq, a predicted model, not a curated record
CGUUGUCGAGAGUUCAAUCUUAACACUGUAAACCCACCGAAGUCGGCUGGGAACGCCACAACCUUCCUCUUCUCUCUCUAUGCCAUCUCCCAAAGCCCAACGAUUUAUGGUGGUAUAUCCGUAAUUACCCGGAUUGGGCGAUGGGCAUUCCGUGCGACGACGUCGUUGUGAUCAAGGAGGGCAAUACUCCCAGCGAGCCCUCCGUCGUCACGGUCAAUUGUCCCGACAAGGCCGGCCUCGGCUGCGACCUCUGCAGAAUCAUCCUCCAGUUUGGCCUUUGCAUUACGAAGGGAGAUUUUUCGACGGAUGGAAGAUGGUGUUAUAUAGUGUUGUGGGUUGUUCCCCAUCACAGCUCGCUCAAGGUUGAUUGGGAGCGCUUGAAGGAUCGGCUUUCCUCUGCGUGCCCACCUUCAUGUUUCUUCUCUUUUUAUCUCAAUCAAGUCUCUAAUGUCCCCACACCUCCUCCAGUCUAUCUGUUGAAGUUUUGGUGCCAUGACCAGAGAGGCUCACUGCAUGAUGUUACCAAAAUCCUCUGUGAGCUUGAAAUUCUGAUUCAAAGAGUCAAAGUGAUGCCGACCCCAGAUGGCAGAGUUUUGGACCUCUUUUUCAUCACAGAUUGCUUGGACUUGUUACACACAAAACAGAGGAGAGAUAACAUAUGUGAGCAUCUGAUGGCUGCUUCAGGAGAGUAUUGUAUCACCUGUGAGCUUAAGUUGCCAGGGCCUGAGUAUGAAAGUCUGCAGGGGAAUUCUUCUCUUCCACCAGCCAUUGCUGAAGAAUUAUUUAGCUAUCAGCUGAAGGAUGAGGAAGCCUAUCCAAAAGCUCUCAGCUCAAAUAUGGGAGCGGUCAAAAAGGCUAGUAUUACAGUGGAUAACUCAUUGAGCCCUGUUCAUACGGUGCUGCAAAUACAAUGUGUUGAUCAAAAGUGCCUCUUUUAUGACAUUCUGAGGACUUCCAAGGAUUGCAAUAUUCAGAUCGCUUAUGGUAGAUUCUCUUCAACUAAGAAAGGCUUCCGAAAUUUGGACCUAUUUAUUCAGCAAACAGAUGGAAAAAAGAUUGGGGAUCCUGAAAGUCAGGUUGCGUUGUGUUCUCGUUUAAAGGAGGAGAUGGUUCACCCAUUGCGAGUGAUCAUUGCCAACAGGGGCCCAGAUAUUGAACUCCUAGUUGCUAAUCCAGUUGAGUUAUGUGGAAAGGGGAGGCCCCUUGUGUUCUAUGAUGUUACACUAGCACUAAAAAAAUUGAGAGUAUCUAUUUUCGCGGCUGAAAUUGUAAGGCAUUCAACUUUAGAUUGCCAGUGGGAAGUCUACAGAUUUCUUCUGGAUGAUAGUCGUGAAUUUCCGUUGGCAAGCAAACAAGCUAGAGGUAAGAUUGUAGAGAAAGUUAGAAGAACCUUGAUGGGGUGGUGAACUGUUAAUUUUCUCCCCUUUUGAGGAUUGCAGUCUUCCCAUCUAGUGAGUGUGCUGUACAGCAGUUCCAUAAAAAUAGUUAUAGUUAUCUGCACUAGAGGAGUGUAGAGUCUCUACUGGCUAUUUUAGGAUGAAGUUCACAGUUGUGUACUAGGACACUUCUGUGAGACUGCAGAACUAUGUUUGUAGCUUUUGCCGCAAGGCUUGCCGUCCUGCAUAAGUACUUCUGUUUUGUUCAAGUUUGGAACAUAUGUGUAUGUUGUAUUUUCAUCUUCUGCUUAUAUCGAAUGGAAAUGUAUUUUCUGUCUUC